UUUUGUUAAAUAUUUCGUACAAUAUUGUGUAAUACAGGAAUAAUAUUGUGUAUACAGGAUGUCACUUAAAGAAUCGCCCACUAUAAGUAUGUAGCAUUAUUCCUCACUAAAAAAUAAGUCAAGAAGUCUUGAACGAUUUCUUUCUCUUAUACAUAAUAAGUCAAGAUUAGCAUGAAUUUUUAGAAACUUAUAUGAAAAUCAUAAAUCCAGGACCCGAAUGUUCGGGGGAUUUUUCGAAGCGCGAGAUACCAACAUUUCUCGAGGAGACCCGAUCAUUAAUUCGGAUACGAUCGACAAGCGUCGCGUUUCGGGACAUUAUGAUUUUUAAAUAAUAUUAUAUGUUUCUCGAAACGAGCUCAGUCAGAUUGAGACGCGAGAGUGUUACAAGAAAUGUAAACACUGUCUUGUGUGCGAUAACGAACAUUUCAAAUUCCUAUUACAAAAUUCUUAUGCCUACGUUACAUAGAUUUAAAUAUCAAAAAUGUAUAAAGGCAUACGUGCGAUGCUAUGGAAGAAAAAGUCAAUACAUUAAUUUAUUUAUUAAAGAAACCAAGCGCUUAUCACAAAAAUAAAUAACAAAAGAAAGGAUAAAAGACAAAACCUUCCUCACGUUACGAGAACAUAUUUUUCAUAUUUGCAUAUUAAUAAAUGUGUUUCUAAAGAACUACGCAAAUUUAAUGAUCAACUCUGUACUAUUCAACGUUACAUCAGUUUUGAGAAGAAGAGACAUAUAGAUAAAGAUGGAAGAAGAAUUGAUUAAUUUUAUAAUUUCCGCACCGGGCAGAAUUGUCUUAUCUGGGGAAGACACGGCGGUGUAUGGAAAACAUUUGGUAGUGGCCGCUUUAGAUAUUCGUACCAAGCUUGAGUUCCGCGAACUAUCAGAGGCAGAAGGAAAAAUAAUUAAGAUUGAUUUCAAUCGUGUUGCUCUACAAAAGGAUAUAUUUUUAGAAGAUGUUGAAAGAUAUUUUUUCCAGACAAAUCUUUCAGAAAUUUAUACAAAUCCAAUCAGAUUUCUGCGAUACGUAACAUACUUUAUCACCACACACGGUUUGUGGAGCACACAUGAGCAAAAAUUUAGCUUACAAAUGUUUUUUUACUUGUUUUAUUCUAUGACUUAUGAUCUCGAAAGGAAACCUUUUUACGUGCACGUUUCCACGAAAUUACCUCCAGGCUCUGGUCUUGGCAGUUCGACAUCGUUCGCUGUAUGUCUAGCAGCGUGUUUUCUUCAUUGGAGAUGUCUACAGGGUGGUCAUCAUAUUAGCUUUAAUAACGAGGAGUUAAUGACGAUUAAACGGUACUCUGAAUCCUGUAAAGAUGUUAUGCAAGAAGAUGUGUUCCCAUGGGUCGAUGCUGAAAUUUGUAUACACGGCAAAAUAAGAUCACAUCAACAUACACAUUAUAAAUCUCUUCUUACAAGUAUCAUAAAUUUACAAAAAGUUAUAAAAAUUCUAAUAGUCCCAACUACAAAGGAACAAAGUAAGAAAAUAAGAGCGGAUAAAAUGGCACAUAUGAAGGUUUGUAAUUCAGAAUUUGAUUCAAUCAUAAAUCUGUUUGACGAAAUAGCAAAAUCAAUAUAUGAUAGACUUGAUAAUAUUAAUAACAACAGUAAUGCCAAUAUUUUUCCGAGUCGUGAUUACUAUGACUUACAGAAAGACAUUGCGAGGAAUCAACAAUUAUUGAAUAAGUAUCGUUUGUCGCCUCCGGCGUUUAAUGUAGUUGGCAAUAUUGCAAAAAUAUUUGGAUAUGGAGCGAAGCAGACAAGUUUUGGAGGAAAAUUUGCAUACAUUGUGCUACAACCAGAUAUUACAGACGCAACGAUCGAUUGUAUAAAACAAGUAUACCAAGAUGCACGUAUAAUGACAAGAGUUGCCACGAUCGAUUGUGAAGGAGUAAAAAUUGAUAAUUCAUGAUGCGAUUAGAA
This is a messenger RNA of Nylanderia fulva, 1921 nucleotides long. RefSeq lists its product as uncharacterized. The record is from RefSeq and is a predicted model, not a curated record. Gene Ontology annotation, cellular component: cytoplasm; cytosol. Gene Ontology annotation, biological process: isoprenoid biosynthetic process; cholesterol biosynthetic process; isopentenyl diphosphate biosynthetic process, mevalonate pathway. Lineage: Eukaryota; Metazoa; Arthropoda; Insecta; Hymenoptera; Formicidae. Gene Ontology annotation, molecular function: ATP binding; mevalonate kinase activity.